GCGGCGUUACCAUGGUGACCUGAGCUGCCGCAGCCGAUCUGAGCUGCUAUACUGUUGGAAAUGCGAUAGCCGGUUUAAAAAUACGUUUAAAGCCACAGAAAUGGACUUACCGGCUACAUAUUAUGGGAAACUGGAUAAAAGGAACCCAGUUAUUUCAACUUUCAAACGAGAUAUUAACUCGUUUGUAGCACUAAUGAGACAAGUAACUUCUUCGACCGAACAGGACAACAGCUCUUAUGCUAAAGGGAUUAAGAUCCUCGUAGAGAUAUGGAAGAAGUACAAGCAUCGUCUUCCUUCAAAGUUAUACCAGGAGCACAUGCUUCAGAUUGCAGAUUUUCUUUUUGCAAUAAAGUUGUACCAGCUGGCACUGUGGCAGGGCUACAGUCUCCACCUUUUGCAGUUCAGCUCAGUGAAAAUAACUGAGAUCACAGAUGUGGACCACUUAAUGGCCUGCUUCUUUCCUGAAGGUUUUGAUACAGACCAAGAAACCUUUACCAUGAAGAUUCUUGCAAUGCAGGGCUGUGCCUUGUGUAUAUUUGAGCAGGAAAAAAAGCACGAUAUCCUCAGCGAGAAGGGGCUUUGCAAACUGCUGUGUGUGCUGAACUUCAUUAGGAUCAUGAUGCAGGCCUUUCAGCAACAUGAACACCUCUACUGGCAAAUAUACAAGGGUGCAUCACACAUUUACACCAUCUGCCGCUUCUUGAUGAUGAAGAAGUGCAGUGCACAGGCACUGGAGUACCUUCUGUGGGCAGGCAUCAGUUUAGAAUUGUCCAUCCCUCUGAUGACAGCCAAGUAUCUGCCGUUGAUCAUCACGCUCUACUGUGCCGUCUGCCACUGUUACUAUGACAACCAGGCUGAGGUGCAGGCAGAGGAAUUUGCCAGAAGAGCCCUUGGAAAAAUCAAUGAGCUUGCAAAGCUGGAGGAGCAGAGUGAAGUUCCUGCCACCAGAGAGACUCAGAGAGCUUACAGAGAGGCUUCUGUCAAGCUGGGUGCUAUGGUAUUCAAGCGAGCAGUGUUUGAUGGCAGAAGGAGACCCAAAGUCACAUUCAGAAUGAAAACCAAAAUCAUCCUGAAGGACAUACCCAAUGUGCCAUGGCCUCGUACUCCAACAGAGCGCAUUCUUACAGGCCUGUUUGACAGCAAGGCAGGACAAUUUUUUGGUAUUCUGGAGGCUCUUUGGGACAGCACCACGCGCACUCUACAGAUGGGAAUGCCAGAUGACACAGAAAAGCAGGACGUGUUCUCGGAACUCCUGUCAGCUGGCAUCCGUAUAUUAUCUGGAUCAACAGAUUCUGGUGAGAAAAGGUGUGACGAUCAGCAGUGCCUGUCUCCUGUUGUGCUGACACCAACCUCAACUCUGCUGGAUUUAGCCAUUAUGGGAGAAAACAAGGUGCCCAUCAUGUCAGCUGUGAGGUUCAUCAAGCUGUUGUUUCAAUACAAGCAGCGAGAGGCGUUCACUGAACUUGCCCGAGAAAUGCAGCGGGUUUUGUCUGGUGUGGAAGGGCAGUCAUUCAGGAAGGCAGAACAAGAGCUUGCUUUGCUAGACAGUUUCAACAUUCUGCUGUCUUCCCAGAGGAGCCAUCCAAGAGAGGACAACAGGAAAGAUGACAGACCAAAGUCUUCAUUCCCAAUGAGUGAUGAGCUCAUCGCUCUGGUAGAUAUCUUGCACAAGUCUGUCUGUGGAUCUGCUCUGGAGGUGCAGCCAGAUGGGGACCUGGUUUUGGAUAUUGUGUUAUUUGUGUGGGGUAAAGUGAAGGUGGUGAGACAGAAGGAUACGCUGCAAAUCCCAGAGUUUACACACUAUCGAGAGAAGUGGGUGUGGUGCCUGUCUAAGCUGUGUGAGGUGGCCUUUGCUUGCGACCUGGCAACAGUUGACUGUAUAGUAACGGCAGAGAUGAUUCACACAUUUGGGACUCUACUAGAAAAUGCACAUGAACAUUUUAAUCAAGCAAAAUGUCAAGCAGAUUGUGCCGCAGACCAUAAUGAUGCAAAGCUAAGCUCUUUGUCUCCUCUUGAGAGUUCAAGUACAGAGUUGUUUCGGAAGGUGUGUGAGGUGGUGAGGAAGGGUCUUGAAGCUUUGGCAAGGGGUUCAGCUACACUACUGCCACAUGACAGAUCAGCAGUCAUUGAUUCUGCCUUCAUGCAGAAAUUUAGUUUUAUCAAUGCCUCAGCUCCCUCCAUAUCUCCAACAUCACCAGAAGAGGGAAAUGAAGAAGAUAAAAUCAAUAUGAAGGAAAAAGAAGAAAUCAAAGCAAAGACAGAAUCAGAUUUUAAAGAUUGUCGACAGACUCAGCCCACACGCAUGUUUCUGCUUGCCAAAGACCUUCAUCUAGAGCUAGACAUCAUGUACCACAGGACAUCCCUCAAGUUACUGCAGCUAAAUGCAGUUACCGAGUCUGAACUGUUGAAUCGGAUCAAGAAGAACAAGGUGUCCAAAGCGCUCUUCCUGAUCCAGAAAGCCUUGCCGGUGUUCAAAAACAUGGAGCUAAAUGGCAGCAGCAAAACCAAAAGUCUACUAGAGGAGGCUUCCACCCUGUUAGAAAAAGCAGGACUAGAGGAGAAAAAACUGUAUAUGUCCACCAUUCCUAAGACUCUGGCUGAAAAUGCAGAAAAAGGAAUGAGGGUGGAAGAAAACCCUCCACCUCCACCUAUUCUACUCUCACGCAGUGACCACUCCUUGACCUUUGCCCCAGCACCUUAUAACUUGGCAGAAAAAGUGUGCUGGUACCAGCUUUGCGGUCGAGUAGCUGAGGGUCUUAACUGGAAAGUCCGCCUUGGAGACUUCAGCCUGCCAGGAACUGGAAAAAUGGUACCAGCAGUGUAUGGAGAAUGUGUGCUGAGGGUGGAGGGGCUGGAGCCCAAUCAGAAGUAUGUGUUUGCUGUUGCAGCAUACAACAGAGAAGGCAAGCUACUAGGAAACACAAUAGGGGGGACAACAUUACCACUGUUGGCAUCCCUACCUGUACCUCUCCUUGCUGCAUGGGCUCAUUUAGCUCAGGUGGCAUUUCAAACGGAGCAAUACACCAUAGCAAAGAGGGCCUGCAGGGAAUUGUGGAGCCACUAUACGUACCCUGACUGUGGGUCCCAGAGCACAGAUGAUAGAUUUGCUGCCACAGAGUUGCGUAAACAAGCCCUGCACUGCUCUUCUCCUCACCUAUGCCAGUUGUUCCUCAUCUCCAUCUUCAUUGAGACAGAGAUCAACAUUCAGCAGGGAUCUCUCUAUUCUGACUCAUUUAGUGACAAUGGACCAUUUAUCUGGGAACAGGAAGCCAGACUGGCAGAAUGUGAGCGAAUGCUGGUGGCCAUGGACUUAGCAAUGUGUUUGAAUGACGAUAGUGGUGCUGUGCAAGCUGUAGUUAGUUGCUAUGGCCUCUUGGCACCUUUAAUCUUCCAUCAAAUCACUUGCGACCCUGUGGUGAAAGUGCUAAUUAAAUGCUUGACCAUUUUGGAGGAGAAUUCAGGUCUUCUCAAAAGAAAAUGGGCCGGAAACACUUCGCAGUCAUUUAUGCACAUGAUAGCCUGCAUCACCUACUAUCUGUCAAAGGCCUUACGUGUCCUAAGAAAGCAUCAGAUGGCUGCUGUGGUCAUGGAGUUGGGUUCCAAGCUACUCCAGGAGGUUCAUGAUGCCCAGCAGCAAAUAAGCAGGCUUGCUAUCCAGACUGAGGGUUGUACGACAGUAGGUCAAGCAGCAGUGAAGGGUGAAAUGAAGAUUAAUCUUCAGUUAAAGGCACUGCAAAGGAAGAACAAGAUAAAAGUUGUACCAGAAGUAACUCUCACCACAGACAAUGAGGUUUCAACGUCAUUGCCUGGCUGCAAGGAUCCCGCCAUACUGUAUGAUCUGAUCUCCAGCAGCACAUUAAAUGAUGCCUAUCAAGAAGUGAUGAAGCUCAAGCGCAUGCCAUAUUUUACCGAGUUUGCAGCACUGCUGCUUCAGAGAACCAUGGAAGAAGGCCACAUAGACCUUGUGUUAAACUGGGGUCAAAACAUGUUUGAAUUACUUUCCAGGCGUGAUAAGGCCAUGCAACUAUCAACAAAAUCCGUGGAUAAAAGCAGCCAGAGUAAAAAGCAAAGUAGUAUUCAGGCUCCCAAGGAAAAUGAAACACCCCAGAACAAGAGCGUGCCUUCACAAGCUGAAAGAAGAAAGAAACUGAAGCAGACCAUGCCACGCAGCAUGCUCCAGAGAGUGAGAACUAACAGGGAGAUGCAGGCUGUAGAGAACCUGCUAACCAAAAUGUCGUCUGUGGUGCAGCGACAGAAGAAGCAGCUUCAACUGCGGGGAAUAUGCUGUGGGGAGAGACCGUGGAGAGCUCGUCUGAACUACCUUUUGGCUCAGGCACACUUAGCAGUGCUUUAUCAGGGCCUGGACCAGCUGUGUGGUGGAGCUGUGCACAGGUACAGCCAGUUCACUCCCUUGUUUUUCUCUCUGGCCUACUCUGGUGUCCUUUUGCGGAGGAAGUUGCAGCCACAGCAGUCUUCUAAAGAUGAAGUUGUCUUGGAGAGCACCUCCUUGCACUCCAGUGUCCUUGAUUACGUGACAAAUACACACAAAGGCAGGAACAAAAAGGAGGCAGUCCGAGCUGAAGACUCUGCCACAGAGGAGAGCUGUGAGGAGGGUGAAGGCUGCUCUCAAACUGUGGAAAAACAUAUAGAGACACCGAAAUACAAUGUUGCCUUUCUCUUGGAAUCACUUAACAAAGCUGCUUUACAUCUUCGGAGGGCCAUGGUGUUGGCCCAUCGUGGUGGUCACUGGACCACUUUGCAGUAUGUGUGUCAGACUAUGUGGGACCAAAGUUGCAGAAUCACUCUCCAAGUACAGAUGACUGAUCAGCCUGAAACUCCCUCCCCCAUCACAGCAGAGCAGCUGUACACCAUCUUUACUCCGCUACUGGUGCUGGCUGCUGACCUCAUUAUGGAUAUGUUGAACAAACUAGGGCUGUGGAGUUUGUAUGACAGUGACUUGACUGAGGAGGAACUCGAGUCCAGUCUCCACUUCAUAGUGCCACUAGAUGACAGCACCCAGGUGGACCUGCGUUGGAUUCGCACAUUGGUGUUGUACACUCUGGAGCGCCUCCAUGAUAGUGGCAAAUGGGAAAGCCUGGCCCACCUUGCCUUACUAUUCAAUUCAUACACAAGGGAACGUUAUUCCUUGAUUGUAACUCCUCUGCUAGUUCAUGCUCAGAGGAGACUGCUUGAACGAAUUGGUACUCUUGGAGGACCUGCAGUACCACAACCACACCAUGUUAAGACACUGAAGGCCACUGGCAAGGAGGUAACUUACAGUAGUUAUGCAGGCUGCCAGCUUCUCAGUGGAUGGACCCCUCAGUCUGCACAGCAGCAAGUGCCUAUUGACAAAAAAGCAGCACUCUCAAACUCCAAAUCUCAAGAAACAGCUGCAUUGAAAGGUGGGGAGAUACAACGCUCCAUGUCCCUUGUGUGCGUUCCUCUGGAUGUGGAAGACUCACUGAGCUGUUAUCGGCAAGCUCUUGAGAAAAGAGCUCAUUGUCUUCAGGUCUUCCAGCAUAGUCGCUCAUUAGUUUUUCUACUUCUGGCACACACACAGUCCUGCUUUUUGACACAGUUGCAGCCCUGUCACAGCAGAGGUCUCAGCCAUUCAGCAAGCCUGGUGGAUUUCAGGACCUUUGUUAUACCCACUCCGAACCUCCAACCUUGUGACCUGAUGGAGGAGGACUACAGUACUCCAAAUGCUAUCUACAGCCUCCCCAUCAGCCCUAAACACAUGCAGACUGUCACUGCUUCAUACUCCACUUCCAUAAAAUAUAUCCAGGCUAACGGUCAUGACUCUCUCAGAACUUUGGCAUUGCAUGAAAUGGGAAACUUACAGUUCUACAAUGGAAAUACACGCGCAGCACACUCCUGCUGGAGUAAAGCUGUAGACUGUGCCUUGCACAGCUCAGGUGCUGUAGAAAAAUGGGAUGGUAUAUCCUUUGAAGGCGGUUCUAUGCAACAAUCCUUAAAACAGGCUGGCAUUUGGGGAUGUCUACAGGCUGCUGUGCUCACUGCUAAGAUAGCACAGUAUAUCUUAACCUCUGAUAUCAGUCAACGGACCAAGUGCUGUCUCCUAUCUGUUCACCUCUUUAAGUGUGUGCUGUGUUGCUCCAUGCGUGAACCCCAAUCCGACCUCCAGUAUGCGUCCCACAGCAUUGGCGAUGAACUGCUCCCUGGAGUUGACCUUUUUUGUGAACCAAACAGGGUUCACCUUGGCACCACUGUAGCAUGUCUUAACUUUGUUUGCCACUGGCUUUUCACCACAGGCUACUGCAUUACGCUGCUGCCCAUACUAGCCCUUUACCUACAUUUUGUGGGGACUGUGUGCCGAGAUGUACAGCGUACUGUUGAGGGCAAAAUACUUAAGAUGCGUGUCCUUACUGAACUGUGUCUGUUCACUGAAGCUAUGAAGGAAGCACUUCAGCUCACACAAGGAAUAGGUGUCCCUCUGCCAUAUGGACAUUACGUCUCCAACGCCAGUCUCAGACCUUUGAAGACAUUCUACAGCAACAGGUCUCUACUGGACAAUGUGGAGGCUUUGGAAGAACUUGUAAACUGUGAUUUUGCUCCAGAGGUCCGCACUCUGUAUGGACCCACAGUGUGUGUCAGAUUCAACCUAGCUCGUACUCAGCUAGUCCUGGCACUGACAAACUCUGUACGUGGCCAUCCCAUUGGAGAAGAAGCCAGAACAGCAAGUUGUUUCGUGAACUCAGAGCACCACGAGCAGGACACACAGGAGACUGAGGGCUCUUGCCUACAGACAGUGAAGCCAACAAUUCUCACUCUUCAUACUGGGAAGGAGGAAUUAACCCAAGAAAGAAUUGAGUUCCUUUUGCUCGAAGGAGCAUCCUCCUUGUUACAAUCCAUUUCGCAGCAGCUCACAGCUCAGUCCUGUAGUGAAAUGGAGAACUUGGAACUGACAAUAGAAUUCAAUCUUCUAAAAGCAAACCUCUACCUACAGCAAGGCUAUGCUGCUCUGAGCUCCGAGAUGGCAGUUUCAUCUCUGGUCUUGCUGCAGACAUCUCCUGUGCUUGUUAGAGGAUCCAGUGAACAGUAUGCCAAAGAUAACAGUGUGUCAAACACCCUGCAUGGAGACUAUCCCAAAGCUGUUGAGGCAAGGGAGAGAAUUGGAGUUUCUAUGUGGCUGCGCUGCCGCUUUGCUCUGAUCCACAGCCUGGUUGCUGAUGUGACUGGCACUGCUGCUCUUUUCCCAGGUAAGAACAUGAAUGAGGAGGUAGCGCAGUUGUUGCAGGAGGGUCUCAAUGAAUGUGUGAUAUGGGGAGACCACAAUACUCAAGCCCUACUGAUGGUCGAAGGUGCACAAUUGGAAGCAUUGAGAGGCAAGACUGAUGACAGCAUGGCAAUGCUGCAGGAAGCAGUAAACUUGCUGUCAGGACAGACAUGCAUGCCACCAGGGUCCGUUGUUACUUUAGCUCAGGCCACUUUGCUGCUCAGCGACCUGAGAGGAGCACAGAGCACCACACUUUUCCGGCUGACACAGAAACUACUGAUAAAGCAGCUAUGUGUUUUUGGUCAGAGUGUGGUGUUGGUUGACGGAAAACUGUGUUUCUCUCCUCCUGGACCCAGCAACAUCUACCUACCUUAUCUGAACAUACUGAACCAGACAACUUUGCAAACUGGUUGUACCCUGGAUCGUGGUACCAUGGAAAGGCCCAUCUCUGUCCAGUCGUCACAAUCCACUUCCAGGCAGAAUCUGCACCAGUUCAGUCAGACUGAGAGAGAUUCUCAAGCAGCUACCUCUCAGAACAAUCCAAGCUCCUCCAGUCCUGAAAGACACUCAUAAGAUGUAGCAUUUGGUACUGCUGUCUCCUAUUCAUAUGUGCAUAUUGAGACACAUAGCUGGAUGCUGAAAUGGGUAUUGAGCUGUUUAAGGCUGUUUAUAGCAGGUCGGUGUCAUGAAAUGCAAAUAAUAUGUGGACCUGGAGACAGUGGUUACAAUUUGAUAGGUUGAACUAUGUUUAUGUGAAGACAAACUCUUAAGUUUUCAUUGUCUAGAACUGAAAAUAGUGAUGUUGAUUCUUCAUAAUCUAUAGGCUAUGCACAUACUUUUUGUCAUAUUAUUCUUUCUCCCAAAAAGAAAGCAAAAUAGUUGGGAUUAAAAAGUUCUUCAGAUACCAGUUAAACUCGCAAGCAAACUGGCAUUUAAUAGUGUCUGUAUUGAUAGAUUGUAUGUAUACUUUUGAUCAAAUAAAAUCUAAACUGUAGAAAGAGAAAUAAAAUUACUCUG
Amphiprion ocellaris (clown anemonefish) is the source of this 8254-nucleotide messenger RNA. Its product is annotated as cilia- and flagella-associated protein 54. Lineage: Eukaryota; Metazoa; Chordata; Actinopteri; Pomacentridae. The transcript is spliced from 57 exons. Gene Ontology annotation, biological process: cilium assembly. Gene Ontology annotation, molecular function: protein binding. The record is from RefSeq and is a predicted model, not a curated record. Bases 101 to 7810 code for a protein of 2569 amino acids.